Cyprinus carpio (common carp) is the source of this 384-nucleotide messenger RNA. Its product is annotated as E3 SUMO-protein ligase RanBP2-like. Lineage: Eukaryota; Metazoa; Chordata; Actinopteri; Cypriniformes; Cyprinidae. The record is from RefSeq and is a predicted model, not a curated record. The transcript has a single exon. The annotation marks the transcript as partial.
ACUGUCUCUCAGGGUGGUGAUAUCACCAACCAGGAUGGGACGGGAGGAAAAUCUAUCUAUGGAGGGAAGUUUGAGGACGAGAGCUUCGAGGUGAGGCACACGGGGCCGGGGCUGCUGUCCAUGGCCAACCGCGGCAGAGACACCAACAGCUCACAGUUCUUCAUCACCCUCAAGAAAGCAGAGCACUUGGACUUCAAGGACGUCGCCUUCGGAUUUGUCAAAGACGGCAUGGAUGUGGUGAGGAGAAUCGGAGAGCUAGGCGCUAAAGAUGGGAAACCCACAAAAACCAUCAACAAUAUCAGUCUGUGUAUAGGUUUUUUGAGAUUUUUUUUUGAGGAUGUUGUACAUAAUGUUUGGUUCUUUGUGUAUCCAAGCUCUUGUUAA